GAAAUUAAAAUAUGAGAAGAGAGAUUGGGUUGGUUUGAUUAAUAUUAGUGAUAGAAAAACGUGGUCGGAACAGAAGCUAUUGACAUGGUGAUUCCAGAAAUGUCCACCUUAGCCUCCUCGAACCAAACCUUCCUCACCAACGCCCUCACUCCACUUACCCACAACCCAAAGUUGAGGAUCAGAACUGUUACUAUCCCUUGUCUCAAAACUCUAUGUUGCAGUUCCCCACAACAAGCUCCAAGGGAGAAGGAGAAGAAUGAGAACAAGUUGGGAAAGCUGGUAAUAGUUGCAGUGGCUGCUGGGGUCUUAACACUUGGCUCAGUUCAUGAUGCAUCUGCCGCCAAGACUGGUGGCAGAAUUGGUGGCCAGGCCUUCAAGUCACCGCCUCCCCGCUCUGGACCAAGAAUCAACAAUUCCAGGACCAAUAUCUAUAUCAAUCCUCCAGUGGCACCUCCUCUUGUUGGUGGUUAUGGCUAUGGUUAUGGUUCGCCAUUCUACGGUGGCUGGGGAUGGUCUCCGUUUUCAUUCUUUGCACCAGGUCCCAGUGUAGCCGUAGGCGUUGGAGGUGGAUUUGACACUAUUCUUCUCUUUAUGUUUCUUGGUGCUGCUGCGGCAGUUUUCAGGAGAUUCUUUGGGUCAAGAAAUGAAGAUGAUGACUACUAAAGAGAUAGAGUGCGUUAAGUCCAUGUAUAGAAGAAUGCCAGAGUCACCAAUUAAUUACUUUCAUGUGUAUUUUGAGAUAUUAUACUUGAAUUUACAUCCUUGUUACACGGGGUGAAAUGAAGCAAUAGAGAUACAUCAUACUCAUUCAAGGAAAGUCUUCAUUUACACUAGUUUUACGAGAAUUAAGAAACUAGAUGUUUGUUUCAUAUAUUCCAAUUGAAAUGUAAGAAGAAUGGUUUCCUUGGA
Messenger RNA from Cajanus cajan (pigeon pea), 909 nucleotides. RefSeq lists its product as uncharacterized. Lineage: Eukaryota; Viridiplantae; Streptophyta; Magnoliopsida; Fabales; Fabaceae. The record is from RefSeq and is a predicted model, not a curated record.